Molecule: messenger RNA, 3525 nt
Organism: Thermochaetoides thermophila DSM 1495
Lineage: Eukaryota; Fungi; Ascomycota; Sordariomycetes; Sordariales; Chaetomiaceae
Exons: 6
Coding region: 1-3525 (1174 amino acids)
Biological process (GO): mitotic sister chromatid cohesion; maintenance of mitotic sister chromatid cohesion
Cellular component (GO): SMC loading complex; chromatin
Molecular function (GO): double-stranded DNA binding
Source: RefSeq, a predicted model, not a curated record
AUGGAACUUGCCGAGGCAGUGGAACCCAUGGAAACUUCUGUCGGCGUUCGCUCGCGCCGGUCCACCGACGGCCCGCUUCUGCACCCCACUUCGUUCAUCACUCCUGGGCCCACUAGCCCCUCUUGUCGCGUGGUGCACGGCUCUGACUGUGCCGGCCAGAUCAAUCACAAAACCACGCAGGAGGAUCUACAUAGAAGUGUCUGGCCGGCAACAGGCAGCACGAUGCCUCCGGGCGACGUCUUCGCCUCUGAGGGCCAGCAGUUCCAGUUCCCGUAUCCACGACCGCAGCAACAGCACCACCAACAGCCAUCGCGACAGGUGCAAGCCCAUCCUUAUCUUCAUCCACAGCAAGUUCAAACCCAACAGCAACAACAGCCCCAGACACCACAUCAUUUAUUACCACCAUUAUCACCUAGUCCCCAGGUUUCUCAGCAUCCUGCUUUGUACGCGAACGCGCGCGUGAACGGCAACCAGCAGGCGUAUCAACACCAGCAGCAUGUCCGUUAUGUCCACCCUGCCUUUGUUACCGGCCAGCAGCCGCUGGCCACGCAGUUUUAUGCCAACAAUGCUCCACAACAGAACCAACAUCAGACUCAGCAGCAGCAAUAUUCCAACUUCAAUGCAGGUUUCCACCAGCCGCAGCCGCUGCACCCGCAAACCUGGCAGCUCCCACCACUCCAGCAUAUCCAGGUGCCGCCGGCUGCUCAAGUCGCUGCCUCUUCGCCAACCGCAUCGUCGAUGCACUUCCUCAACUCUCCUUAUGCCCAGCAGUCGCCUGAUUCACGCCCACUUGCCCAUAACUUUCCAACAUCGCAACCGACUGCGAUGAGCCCACAGCUUCCCCGUGUCACGCCCUCGCAGCCGUUGCCGCAGCCACAAGCACAAUAUCAGUCUCAACCACGGCCACAACCCCAAACCCAUUUGCAAUCGCAGAUACAUCAGUCCCCCAUACAAGCUCGGCCGCCUCUCCAAUCGCACAUACAGCCACAACCACAGCUGCAGUCUCCAGCUCAAAUCCUGCCACAACAGCAAUCCCAACCUCUGCCACAACUACAACAGACAAAAUCGCAGCUGCAAGUGCUGCCAUCUCCUCAGUUACAGCAGCAACCUCGGCCCCAGCCUGCGUCUCAGCCACAGGCAAGGCCACAACUGCAGUCACCCAUUCAGAUACAACCGCAGCAACAACCCCAGCCUGUUGGUCAGCCACAGCCAGCAUUUCAACCAGUGCGGCAACAGUCUCGGCAGCAACCUCAGCAGCAGGUGCGUCUGCAAGUACAGCAGACACCUCGGCAGCCGCAACCCCAGAUACAACAGCAGUCUUCUAUUCAGUCACAGCCUAAAGCACAUCAGCACCACGCCCAGCAGCAAACACAGCAUAAUCAGGUCAGACAGUCUCAACCUCGUCCUCCGGUCCAGCAGCCACAAGCUCGGCAACCACAGCAACCACAGCAACCACAGCAACCGCAACCGCAGCCUCAACCUCAACCUCAAAUUCAGCAGCAGACACCGACGGCAAAGGCUAGCCCGAUAGUUUCGGCACGCCAGUCCCAAGAGUCCCAGACGAGGGAGCAGGCGGAGGACCAAAGACGGCUCAGCGCCACGGCUGGGGUAUCAAAGUCUCCUGCUUCAGUUUUAGCGCCUGCGGAUACGCUCCCCCUUCUUAUCUUGGUUGCAGAGGACUGCUUCGAGAAAGCCAAUGUUGCUGCACAGCAGGUCGCUCGGUCUAUGACGGAGGGCGAGGUGGCAGAGCACCACAAGCUGGUAGCUACAGGGUUAGGCUGUUUGGAGGUUGCGUUAAAGUCUAGAAAGUUGUGGCCUCGUCUGGAAGCGAGGCUGAUGCUGCGCUAUGCUAGCGUUCUGGUUGAGGAGACAACCAAUAUUGAAAAGGCCGAGACUGUGCUCUCGAAGGGAAUAUCGUUAUGUGAGAAACACCGAUUUCUCGACUUGAAAUACAAUACCAUUUGGCUUCAUAUGAAGGUGCUCUUUCAGCGGAAUCAAAAGGCUGCUUUGAUAUCCAUUGAGAAUCAUAUUGCUGAUUGUACAAGCUAUAAGCAUCUCCCCUGGAUAUAUGCCUUCCGUUUUCUCAAGGCAGCCUUCCAUCUACAAUCGACCACGGGCCCUGACCAUCAUGCGAUAGAAAACCUUCGGAAAAUUGCAGGCCUCGCCAGCCAGCGUGACGACAAGGCCAUCUUCGUUAUGGCCAUGCUGCUGGAGGGGCUCGCGCAUCUUGCGAGCCGUAAGGACGAUUGGGUCAACCGCGUGCAGACAUGUAUUGCCCAUGCGGCAAAGUUACAGAUGGAUGAUUCUGUUCAUCAUCCUCAGUCUGAUGUCCUAAUACUUCUUCUCGAUCUGGCAUGUAGCCUUCACCAGAAGGCGUAUAACAUGUCAGCACAGAAGAUGGGUGCGCUGCAGAAGCGGCUGGAGGAGCUGAAGCAGUCGCCUGAUUGGCCUUCUCGUUCGGGCGAGAUGUUGUUGCCCAUCAAACGGAUACCAAAUGUGCAGCAAACAGUCAGCACCGACACGCGAGCUGUUUUGCGUCCUGGGGAUGACGAUGUGGAUUAUUUAGUGUUAUCAGCACUGGGCAAACAGGAGGCGUUCGCAUUGGCGUUUGUAUUCAAUGGCAUCGUGGCCUGCUAUAAGGCUUCGACCCCUGCUCGUAGUUCGUCCAUGUGGGGAGAGGCGAUCAGGUUGCUGGAAGACGGCAAAGCAGUAUCGCCACCGCAACCACUUCCUGUUGCCCUUGAGCAAGCCGAGUGGGCAAGAGAGCUGUCUUGCUAUGCGCACAUCCUCACCGGUCUGCAGGCAGCAACGCUGUCCGAUUGGGCCAAGGUUAAAGUGUGCCUAGAAACAGCCCAGAAUUGCAGUUCGCAGACCGACUUCCUUGACAUCUUGACACUCUACCUUCAGGGUGUCUUCUACCAAGGAACAGCUCAACUCGAGAAAGCUAUCGAGAUCUGGAAGGAUCCGGCCUUCGAGGUAGACCCGACCGGCAUCCCUAAGCCAGGUACUAGUCGCAUCCAAAUGGAACUUUCCAUCUUGGCUGCGCUCAACCGGAUUUGGAUUAUGCAAGAGCCGGGACAACGCGACGACGCCGAGCUGGCCGAAAUCAUUGACCUGCUGCGGCCGAUCUGCGAAGACAACCCGGAUCAUGAGAUCAGAACGGUCUACAACUUAGUACUUUCAUGCGCCCAGCUUAAUCCUCCCCUUUCCAUUAACCAGGUCAAGCGCCACAUCCAGAACUCGUUGGGCGGUGCGCAAAUGACAUGCAACACGCAGCACCUGGCGAUUGCGCUGAAUGUGAUGCGCUGCCGGCUGUUUGAGAAUGUGGUGGGCGAGCAGGCACUCAAGAGCGCUAAGGCGGGCGCUGCGCAGGCACGUAAGAGCGGCAACGUGUUAUGGAUGAGCGUUGCCGAAGGUAUGCUGGCGCAGUCUUAUGAAAUGCAGGGCGCGUUGGAGUUGGCCAGAGAAGCCCAUGAGAGUGGUGUUAAGUAUGCGAAUGAGGCGUAUCACAGGACGCAAGUCUGA